Molecule: messenger RNA, 1133 nt
Organism: Cylicostephanus goldi
Lineage: Eukaryota; Metazoa; Nematoda; Chromadorea; Rhabditida; Strongylidae
Source: the annotation of a GenBank genome assembly
AUGCUCGAGCUUCUGUGGGAGUUCGAAGGCUGUCAUGUGCUUUUGAAUCAGACUAAUAAUGAAGGUUAUGUUCCGCUCAUGUUGGCCAUACGAGCAGCGAAUCCUCGAUGUUUUGCUACCUUAUUGAACUUUGGUGCGGAGCUUAGUAUGCGCGUGCAAGGACGUAAUCCUUUGUUCGAAGCCAUGCAGAGUAAAGGGAAGAACACCGAAAUCGAUCUGUUUAGCAUCAUCAAAGCCAUACUCGAAGCUUCUCCCGAUCUUGUUGCUGAACGGGACUCAUCAGGCAACACUGCGUUGCAUGUUGCUACACACAAAACACCGUUGAUGGGCUUGUUACUGCUGAAAUGUAAAGAUGUGGACAUGAAUGCCAGAAACAAUGCUGGCCAAACGCCGCUUCAUAUAUUCACACACAAGGGAGAGAUCGGAUUGAUGAUCACCUUACUUUCGUAUGCAUGCGAUAUAGACUCACAGGAUAAUGAUGGAAAUACUGCCUUACACGUCGCCGUGUCGAAAAGAAAUUUAGAGGCAACAAGACUUUUGCUUUGCUUGGGAGCUGAUCCCAAUAUCAGCAAUAGUCACGAAGAUAGUCCUCGACAUCUGGCUGCACGGCUACGAGAAAAAUCGAUUUUGGACGCAUUAAUAAAAUGUGGCGCGCGAACCUGUGGACCGAGUAAAGUGGGAUGCGUGUCUGGAUGUGUUAAUGGGGCGAUGGUUGGACUGCUGAAGUCAUCAGCUCUAUCUGAUUCUGAAAGCCCACGGUCGAGCAGCACUGCACUUUCAGCUCAAGAUUAUCCGGCUUCUGUCGACGUUGAUCAUCCCAUAAGAGAUUUUACUCAAAAGGUUGAACAGUUUGCAGCAAUGUUUUACGAACAGCUUAUGGACCGCCUUGAAGAUCUGGCAGCUCGUCAUGAGAAGCCUAGGAAUAUGGUCAAUCUUUUAUCUUUGGACGGGGGUGGCAUACGAGGGCUUGUCAUUCUUCAAACAUUAAUGGCCAUCGAGAGGGAACUUGGUGAACCAAUUUUUCCAUUUUUCGACUGGGUAGCUGGAACAUCUACUGGUGCCUUGAUCGCUACAGCUCUUGCUCAAGGUAUCUUUCAGUCUUUCCAUAAACCAUAUUCUCUUUCUAGGUAAGA